ACGUGUGCUGCGCGCUGUGGAAGGGGAAGACUGUGAAAGCGGAAGGAGGGCAGUUUCGCGUGGUUAUCGCAAUUGGUUUUCCAGAAGGGGACAGCGCGCGCACACACACGCACGCGCACACACACACACACACACACACACACACACACCAGCCCCGGUGAUGCAUCCCCGCGCCGGCAACGACACGCAUCGUCCUCGCUAGAGUCGUCUUGACUUUAGGAUGGUGAAGAAGUCUCUGAACGGCGGGGUUUACCCAACUCAAGCCGAGGAGAAGAAGCACCGCGUGGGCUUUGUGGGACUGGACCCCGGCGCACCCGAAUCCAACAGGGAUGGGGCGCUGCUCAUUGCGGGCUCGGAAAGCACCAAGCGGAGCAGCAUCCUCUGCAGACCGAGGCCCAGCAUCUCCGCCGGGAGACCCAGGCCGUCGAAGAAAAACGCCAGCUAUCGGAAACUGCAGAAUUUCUUGUACAAUGCGCUGGAAAGACCGCGGGGAUGGGCGUUCAUCUACCACGCUUAUGUCUUCCUCCUGGUCUUCUCCUGUCUCAUACUUUCAGUCUUUGCCACCAUCCGAGAGUUCAAAAAUAGCUCAGAGAGUGCCUUGUACAUCCUGGAAAUUGUGACCAUCGUGGUGUUUGGGGUUGAGUACAUUGUGAGGAUAUGGGCCGCCGGCUGCUGCUGUCGGUACAGAGGAUGGGGAGGGAGGCUAAAAUUUGCCAGAAAGCCUUUCUGUGUCAUAGACAUCAUGGUGCUGAUCGCCUCAGUGUCUGUGCUGGCAGCUGGAUCUCAGGGAAAUGUCUUUGCCACCUCGGCCAUCAGGAGUCUGAGAUUCCUGCAGAUCCUGCGCAUGCUGCGCAUGGAUCGCCGCGGAGGCACCUGGAAGCUGCUGGGAUCUGUGGUGUACGCCCACAGCAAGGAGCUCAUCACCGCGUGGUACAUUGGCUUUCUUUGUCUCAUCCUGGCUUCAUUCCUGGUUUACUCAGUGGAAAAGGAGUCAAAUGACGAGUUUGAGACCUAUGCUGAUGCUCUUUGGUGGGGUCUGAUCACUCUCACCACCAUUGGUUAUGGGGAUAAGGUUCCGAAGACCUGGAAUGGACGCCUGCUGGCAGCAACAUUCAGCAUGAUUGGGGUGGCCUUCUUUGCUCUCCCCGCUGGCAUCCUGGGCUCUGGCUUUGCCCUCAAAGUCCAAGAGCAACAUAGGCAGAAACAUUUUGAGAAGAGGCGUAAUCCUGCAGCAGGCCUCAUACAGGCUACGUGGAGGUUUUAUGCUACCAACCUGUCCCGCACAGAUCUACUGUACACCUGGGAUUUCUACGAGCAGACUGUAGCUGUCCCAAUGUACAGACUUAUUCCACCUCUGAAUCAGCUGGACCUGCUGAGGAAUCUAAAGGGCAAGACAUUCAGGAAGGAGUCCCAAACGGAAACCUCUCCCAGUAAUGAAAAUGCACACAAAGACAGACUUUGCGGGUGCUGUCCGAGAACUUUUAGCCGGAAGGCCAGCCUGAAGGACAAGGUGUUCCCAAGUCCCUCCAAGGCUCCCAUGGCCAAGGGGAAAUCCCAGUCUCCCGGGGUGGAGGACGGGGCCGAGGCGAGUCCCGGCAAAGUGGACAAGAGCUGGAGCUUCGCCGACAAGAGCCGAGGGCCGAAGCACUCCUUCAGGGCCCGAGGUAGCACUUCGAGGCAAAACUCUGAGGUGCUGAUUGAAAUGCAGGACGAAGGCUUUGGACUGAAGAGUUCUCCAGCAAUUGAAGGUUUAAUAAAGGCCAGCCUCCCUGGGGAGGAAAUUGGCGAUGAUAAGAGCUGCCACUGUGAGUUUCUCUCUCAAGAAUUACCACCAGGCCUGAGGGUGACAAUAAGAGCGAUCUGUGUCAUGAAGUUCCUGGUGUCGAAGCGGAGGUUCAAAGAGAGCUUGCGGCCUUACGAUGUGAUGGAUGUGAUCGAGCAGUACUCUGCAGGUCACCUGGACAUGCUGUCCCGCAUUAAGAACCUGCAGUCCAGAGUGGACCAGAUAGUUGGUAAAGGGCCUAAACCCGAGGGAGACGCUUCAGAUGACCAGAGCAUGAUGGGACGUCUGGGUAAAGUGGAAAAGCAGGUGGUCUGCAUGGACAGGAAACUGGAUUUCCUGGUCCACGUGUAUGUGCAGCGCAUGGGCAUCCCUCGUUCGGAAACCGAGGCCUUUUUCCACUCCAAGGAGCCGUACCCGGCCCCGCCUUACGACAGCCCGGAGGAGAGCAAGCGGGAGAAGGAGGCCGAGGAGGCCGUGAAGGAGGAGGAGAAGGAGUUGCAGACGUGCUCUGUACCAGCCGUUCCGUGCUCUGAUGGGUCUUCGGAAAAGAAAGAUCCUCUGCUGGGUCGCUGCGUGUCCAGUUUGGUGGGCACCCCCUCUGGCAGCCACAGCCGCCCCUCUACGUCCUGGCAGCACCAGCUGCAGCACCCCCUCAGCCAGCCCGCCUGGAACAGCAGCGUGGCCAACACCCCUUCACCGGUCGCCGGCAGUGCCGAUCACUCGCCCAACCCGUUCCGCCUUCCGCCUCCGCCUGCUCCGGUCUACGACCGGCCCUCCCGCGGCAACGGCAGGGAGGGCGGCUCCCGGAGCAGGAGGCGCCACAGGAGGCGGCAGCGGGACGCCGUUGCUUUGGAGAGCGACACGUCCCUGUCCAUCCCUUCCGUUGACCACGAGGAGCUGGAGCGCUCUUUCAGUGGUUUCAGCAUCUCGCAGGCCAAGGAGGACUUCUUUGGGCCUUCGUUCUUCGUGGGCUCAGGAGCCGGAGGAGGGACUGAUGCCGCAGCUGGACCGGCACUCUGCGCCAGGGUCAGACCCUUCAUUGCAGAGGGGGAGUCAGACACAGACUCUGACCUCUACGCUCCCUCCCCGUUGUCCUUCACUGGAGAGGUGUCAUGUGGAGACACGGCAUGGCCCGGCAUGAAGUAGGCCACGAGAAGACAUAUCAGGAGCCAAAUGACUGAUGCUGCUGUGGAUGCCAUUACAGUCUAUUUUAGGAUAAGUAAAUGGUAAUGAUUAGAAGUUCAUUACUGAGGAGGGUAACGAAAUGUAAACUAAAGACGCGUCCUUCGUUUUUUUUGUUUUUGUUUCUGAUCCAAACACUUAAUUACAGUUGCAUUGAAUCUACCAAGAUCUUGGUUAAUCCCCAAAUACUGGCCAUUUCUUUCUUAUUUAUUCAUUGAUAAUGAAAGGUACAAAAAGUCCAGAUGGGUGAAUAUGAUUUAAGACUACAGGAACCUUUCAGUCUCACCACAUCGUUAGCAGAGUGUCUUGAUAUAUCUUAUAUACCUAUGAAUGAUUUGAGGUGUUUCAAUGCCCAAACUUUAGCUAUGAUAAUCAAUUAGAUUCUUGCAGAGAAAAAAAAGAAAUAUGCUUGCUUUUCAGCAUCAUUAAUUGAGCCUUGUGUUCACCAAGUACUGCAGGUGAGCUCCCUUCGAAGCAUUGAAGGUUCUUCCCAUUUGAUAAACCAGUGAAGCUGCUGCAUGUUAUGUUAAAUAGUUGGAGCUGUGUUAAGCUAGCUACAAAACCAGACUUAUCUGUACAAACAGAAAGGUGAACAAGACAAGAACAUGUGUGCAUGACAGGUUUCAAUCUAACAUACGUUCCCUUUUUGCUAAGGCUUUAAGUUCCGAUCAAAAUAAAUGCAGCCCAAGCUUGCUGAUCCAAUGUUUGUCUUUGGAAAAAUAGGUCCAGAAACAUAUAUCCACAUCAAAUGCAAAGGCAGAUGUUUAAUGUCACAUAUGAAAAAAAGGACAUGUUUAAUCAGGUGCUGGACAUUAACAGCAUAUCUUUUUUUUUGUUAUUCUACAUCAUGCAGUUGGAGUGUUUAAAUAAUAUUGGACACUUACUCAUAUGUAAAGGUAUUGAGCCUGUGAUGCACAUGUCAGUCUGACACUGCUGCUGUGUCAGUCCUGCACUAAAUGGGGCGAACGCAAUAAAAAGCAAGGAAGGCAAUUGAGAACCAACAUCAACAUGGCCUUAAUUUUUCACACCAAUAUUCAUUGUUUUGUAAGUUAAUGAAUUUGCAUUUUUAAGUGUUAUUACAGGAGCCUUUGGCUUAAGAGCAGUUGUUGAUACUGAUACUGUUUUAUUCACUAAUAAUGCUAAAAGCAUGGGAUUGGGACAUCUGAAGCAUGAACAGUUAUUGUUACCUUAAUACUAACCCAAGUCGUAGCAAAUAGGACAUUCCUCCACAUUCUUUUUUAUUUUAACUGAAAAUAUGAUUUAGUAAACAUUGUUUCACACAAGCUACACAAGCCAUUUUUGUUUCUUUUUCCAGAAAAGAAGAAAAACAUCUGCUGGUAUGUUUUCUACAACCCAAAGGAAGGACCCAUAGGGUUUUAGCAGCCACAGUAGCUUUCAAUUCAACAUCACCAUGCAACAACAUUGACAUCUUCUUAAAUAAUAAAACUUUGUACAUCACUGAAAACCAUCUCUUUGGUCUCUAUCAAUGCAGGGGCAUGUCCCGCUAUGACGUGGUGUAACUGUGGCAAUGUGUCAGUAGAUGGCAACCAAGAGCUUCAGCUGAGAGGGUUGCUGUCACAGUAAAACAUAGAAAAGUUGAGGAUGGAUAGAUAGACAGGUGGGUGGACUGAGAUAUGGAGGGAUGAAUGAAAGAGAUAGAUACCCUCCAAUCCAAAUGCUGGACUUAUUAAUGACAUAAAACAUGUACAGUGCAAUUUAUCUACAAAGCAUUAAUGAAGGAUUAAUUAAUCAUGAAUAACACCCUUCAUCUAUCUCGCUUUAUAAAGGCUGAUGUAUCAGAAAAAAAGGAAAAUGGAAUAGCUUACACACAAUAUGCUGUAACCUGACAGCAGGGAUUUGUUCCCAUUCAGCCACUGGACUGUUAGUGAGGUCAGACACUUGUCAGAUGGGCAAUGCGGCCUUGCUUGGACUUCAUCCCAAAGGCUUUUGAUGGUUUUGAGGUCAGGUCUCUGCAGGUCAUUCAUGAUCUUGGCCAUCAAGUUUUAAAAAAACAUUUAUUUUAUUUUUGAAAGGGCCCACUCCAAAACGUUAGAUCGACUAAAUGCAUAAUGAGUUAUAUCAAAUUCAAGUCAAUUCAAUCCAUUUUAUUAAGUUUGCCUCAGGGGGCUUUAACGUCUGUACACAUGCAACGUCCCCUGUCCCUCGUAUCCCCAAACUCCCUCAAAAAUAGACAUUGAGAAAAUAGGAAGGAACCUUAGGGAGAACGGCUGAGGAGGGAUCCCUCUCCCGGUGUGAUGGAAUGUAAAGGAUGUCAUGUGUAAAGAAUGAACAACGUGAAAUAUGUACAAUACGUUCAAUGCAUAUAACAGUUAUGACUCUCAGAUGUAACCACCAUCUGCAGAAACCUGUGGGGAGGCACAAAGAUUUCAUGAAAGAAACAAAGCGGGUAAUGUUGGAUCAUGAUAGUUAUGCAUAGCUAUGCCAUUAAUAAUAAUAAUGAUGAUAGCAGCAGCAGCAGCAGCAGCAGGUGUCAGCAAGGCCAUGGCAGGAGGCAGGAACGGGGUCCAGAUAGAUCCAUGGAAACCUGUGAGGCGAGAAAGCACAAGAACUCCAGGGGAGAUGCUGAAUUAGUGAGAUGUGAAUUCUUACAGAAGGAGGGAGAGAAGAGGACAGAAGAGCUCAGUGUGUCCUAGGUAGCCUCUGGGCAGUCUAGGCCUACAGCAGCUUAUCUAAGGGCUGGUCCAGGCUGACCCGAGCCAGCCCUAACUAUGAGUGUUAUCAAAGAGCAAAGUCUAAAGCUUUAUCUUAAAUGAGCUGACUGUGUUUGUCCUGUGGACUUAAAGUGGAAGCUGGUUCCUCAAAAGAGGAGCUUGAUAACUGAAGGCUCUGGCUCCCAUCCAACUAUUAAGACUCCAGGAACAAGUGAUCCAGCAUUUAUGGAGCGCAGCUGUAGUCGGGAAGUAUGGUAUUAUAAGCUCCUUAAGAUAAGACGGUGCCUCACCAGCUAGUACCUCGUAGGUGAGGAUAAGAACCUUAAUGAUAUUCUUGAUUCAGUGCAGAGAAGCUAACACAGGAGUUAUAUGAUCCCUUUUAUUAGUUCCUUUUAAUUCAGGUGCUCCAGCAUUCGGAAUAAACAGGAGAAGCUUAAGAGACUUGAUAAUAAAAAGUUUCCGCCCAGUUUGCUUCAAGUUGCGAAUUCAAGGCAGUAGAAAUUCAAAAGUUAUUUGCCAAUGGUUCGACAAGAGAGGGUUCUGUGGGGCAGAAGGAGUCUCUUCAGUGUUUAUUAUGUGUUGGGUGAGUCACUGCUCUGAUGGCAGCAUAGUCAAGUGUGUAAGACUGCAACUCUGCUUCCUGGUCUGACCUCUGGGUUUUCAUGGAUUAGGUCCACUAAGAACCAGGGGUCAUAUGUGUUGAAAUGAGAUCAUCUCCAUCCAAAGUGGGAUGUGUGAUGUCACUCCUAAUCAGACUAGGCUCUCCCCGAAACAACUUCCAGUGCUCAACCUUGACAACCAGCCUCAGAAUGAUGGCACAGGGCUAUAAAUGUUGUUGCUGAACAGGUUUGGAAGACUGCCAGAGAAACCUACGGGGUCCGACAUUGUUUUAGUGCAUGUUCACACCGUACGGUAUUUGUACAUAAAUUUGGCCAUAGACAAGAUGACACCACUGCAACGCUAUACGUCAGCGAAUAAAAACGGUUGAUUUAUUCAUUGCUUUUGCCUGAGAGAUUUUAUUUAACAAGCUAUUUAACAACAAUUGGCUAAUGCCAGUGAAACGGCAAAGGAGCCAUUCCACACCACACACUCAGCCCCGGGUCUGCCAAUUUGUUAAGGGUGUGUGCGUUUUAGCUUGAAAGGGUGAUACAAAUUGGAAUUGAUUCAAUCAUAAAAGUAUUUACUCGUAUUUACUCUCAUUCAAACGUGGGGAAUUCCAGAUGUCUUGAUCAGCCAAAGCAAAGUUUAGAGGUAAAAAAAACACAGCAGGGGAAAGAUUUUUACAUCUAUUCGGGAGGGAUUAUUUUAUUAUAUCCUCAUAUAACCACGGUGGACAGGCUCAGAUUUUUGAGCCAAAACGAAUCACAACCAAUUUAAAUUCCUCUGGGUUGUCAUUUGGAGUGUUGCACAACUACAACAAUAAGGCGAAUCCUUGGAGCCUUGCACGUAGCAUUGAUUCAAAGAUGAGAAAUUUAACUUUAAACAAUGUAU
Molecule: messenger RNA, 7128 nt
Organism: Pungitius pungitius (ninespine stickleback)
Lineage: Eukaryota; Metazoa; Chordata; Actinopteri; Perciformes; Gasterosteidae
Gene: kcnq2a
Product: potassium voltage-gated channel, KQT-like subfamily, member 2a
Exons: 18
Coding region: 221-2929 (902 amino acids)
Biological process (GO): potassium ion transmembrane transport
Cellular component (GO): membrane; voltage-gated potassium channel complex
Molecular function (GO): voltage-gated potassium channel activity
Source: RefSeq, a predicted model, not a curated record